Messenger RNA from Durusdinium trenchii, 981 nucleotides. The record is from the annotation of a GenBank genome assembly. NCBI's taxonomy places the organism in Eukaryota, Dinophyceae, Suessiales, Symbiodiniaceae.
AUGUCCUUUGUUGAGUCGGAGCUGGAUUUUCGGUGGAAAUGCGUUGCGCCACAGGACGUGAGACAAGAGGAAUUGGCCUUUCGGCUUCUCAAAUGGUUUGAGAGAGUCUUCAAGAGGCACAAUCCCAAACUUUGGCUCCAACCGUUUCUCAUCAUUGCCACAACUCACGAUGGCGGAGUGCUCGAGGUGGUGACAAAUGCCAUCAGCAUCAGCGACCUCAAGAAGACCUAUGGCUCUAAGUGGGUGUCACUGAGGAGGUACUUCGAGGAUUCCUUCACGGGCGACGACCAGCCUCACGGCUUUGGUCGGGAAAAAUCGGUGUCUUUCCGCACCGCCAAACUGAACUUCAUCUACUCCAUGGCUGCGUACUCCGUGGUGUGCUAUGUCCUUGCGAUUCGGGAUAGGCACAAUGGCAACAUCAUGUUAAACGACGAAGGUCACGUUUUGCAUGUAGACUUUGGCUUUAUGCUUUGUGGUGCCCCGGGUGGCAAGGCGAUGCAACACAUCGGUGGCUUUGAGCACUCCGCGGGCUUCAAGCUCACCAAUGAGUCCAGCCGGCCUGUCACCGAUGCAACGGGGCCUGUCACCGAUGGUGGGAAUCUGCCUGUCUUCGCCCACGAAGUGCUUCGACCGGUCACGAUGCUGGUGGAGGUGCUGGGCCCCACCGAUGGGAGUGAGUUCCAGGUCUUCCGCUCUGCCAUCCUUGAUGGUAUGAGGGCUGUUCGAUCACAUGCUCAGGAGCUCUUGGGCUUGGUGCAGCUGAGCAUGCUUGGAUCUGAAAACAGUCAAAUGAACUGCUUCUGCCAUCCACGCGGAUAUCCUGAGGCGGUCUUGGAGGAUAUUUGCGACCGCCUGGGACUGUUCGGCGCCUGGAAGGGUUUGGAUUGUCAUUGUUCCCUCCCACCAGGAAUGGUUCCAACCGUUUGGAGGAGAUGCUCCCUCACGCACACCAACGGUUCCCACCAGGUUGGUGAAGGUUAG